Messenger RNA from Auanema sp. JU1783, 2550 nucleotides. NCBI's taxonomy places the organism in Eukaryota, Metazoa, Nematoda, Chromadorea, Rhabditida, Rhabditidae. The record is from the annotation of a GenBank genome assembly.
AUGACGUCGGGGCCCGACGUACCAUUGCACGCACCAUCCCUCCUAAACUUGGCAGCACAUGCAGUUGCAAAAGAAAGAGAAAAACUAUUUGACGAUAACCUAGGAAACCAUCUACCAGUGGGUGCAAGCCAUGCUCUUCUAGAUCAAUAUCGCAUUAGAUGGCAGAAAGAGAAAUCAGAUGUAUCGAAUCCCAUCCGUCUAUGGUGUGAUUCGUCCCGGUUCCCCUUAGAUUAUCUCGAUUUAUCCGGUGUUUCUAUUGACGAUCAAACAUUAGCUGCCAUCCUUAUAGCACAGCAAAAGAGAAUUAGAAAGUUGGAUAUCAGCGGAGUUAAGGGGAUAUCUGACUAUGUCAACACAAUUCUUGAUAAAGAUGACGCUGUGUUUCCGGGUUUGAAAUCAUUGAAGAUGACUUCUAUGGAACUGCUUAGUCGAUCAAUACCGCGAAGGAAAAACGGUGUUGCCAGUAUGGACACAAGGAACAUUCCUGUUUUGGGAGAAGAAGAUCUGCUGAACCAGGGCGGAAGUGGUCGAUUAGAUCAAAUGAGAGAAACCAGAGGAACAUUAGGAAUUGCUCAGCAACCUAAUCAAUCUAGUUAUGAUAACAGCUUUGCUCCAAUCGUAGCUGUGGAUGAACACGAAAGUAUGAGCUGGACAGCAGCAACAGCAUUAUCGGCUGAAGAGGAAGAAGAAAGAGAGCCUGCCGUAUUUACUUCACGUUGUCCAAAUGUCGCCAUUCUGAAUUUACCCAGAUUAAAAAGAUUCCCCGAAGAAGAAGAAAAUUCGGUGAAUGAUCUGUUGACCAGGGUAUUGGAGCCAUUAAAAGAUUUACAAAUUCUUGAUUUAUCCUAUUGGACCAGGGUUGAAAAUUUGCGUUGUUUACAUUCUUUAAAUUUAACCACUUUAAUUCUGUAUGACGUGCCCGAUUUAUAUCAAGCGAUGACAAGUAUUAAUCAAUUGAAGGAAUUACGAUAUCUUGAUAUUUCACAAUCAAGCAGAGAUACGGGUAUGUAUCCUAAACCUGCAACUACACUUCAUAGUCUCGUCUGCAAUUUGCCUUAUUUGGAAAAGUUAGACAUCUCUUCCACCAACUUAGCCUCUCCUGCUAGUGUCAACGAUUGGAUUUCUACUGAUGAAAAUGAGGAGUGCAUUCGUUCUGAUAUUGCUGGCUUGAGAUUUUUAAAGAAACCUCUCAAGUUCCUGGGGCUUUUUAAUUGUGAAUCAGCUAGUCAUUUUGCUGAGAUUCCUGCCCUUGAAAUUUCGGGUGAUGCCAAUGAGAACCAAGUUCUCUGUGCUCUUCGUAUUUAUCAAGAUAGAGCUGGCCUACUUCAAUCUGUGUUAAAUGAGAGUUAUCAACUUUAUCGUUUUGGCAACAACAUCCCACCGUGCCGCCACACUGAAGCUUUACAUCUUGUACUCAGUGCUAUGCAACGACACUUGGAAGAUAGUACUCUUCAGAUAGCCGGAUCUGCUAGUUUGUUUUAUAUUAUUCGUAAGGUUACAAUGAACAGAGAAACCAAAAAGCAAGUGGUUAGCGCUCUAUUAAGCGGAAUGGAAACUCACAUGGAAGAACAAGUGAUGGUUCGCAACUGUUGUUUGUCUCUCUGCCAGUUUGAAAUCCCUCAGGAAAUUUUGUUUGACUACAGUCGAUUGGCUGUUCUGUUAGUAACCGUCUUACAACAUCACAAUGCGGAUAAUCUAACUCAAAGAAUAGUUGUGUUUCUGCUGAACUCUAUGGCUUGUCACGUGGAAGGAGAUCAGAAAGUGCAAGUAGGAAGUCUCGGAGCUAUCGAGAUGAUUUUGGAACAGAUCAGGAGGAAACUCGGAGCAAACACUUGCGACGAUGUGAUGGAAGUUGGUUGGAGUUUCCUUUGGAAUAUUACAGAUGAAACACCUGUGAAUUGUGAACGAUUCUUGAAAUCAGAAGGAUUGGUGUUGUUUCAAAAGUGUUUUGAUGCUUUCCGAUCAGAGCGGGAAUUAGUUCGCAAUAUGAUGGGGCUUAUUGGAAAUAUCGCGGAAGUUAAUGAAUUUAGAAGUCAACUGAUGAAAGACGAUUAUGUUCGGAUUUUUGUAGCUUUGUUGGAUUUGGCGGAUGAGUCUCUGGAAAUCAGCUACAACAGCGCUGGAGUUCUGGCACACAUGGUCAGUGAUGGACAAGACGCUUGGGAGCCAUUGAGUCACAAACGCUGCGAAGUUAUGGCAAGUAUAGUGAAGGCUACAACAAGAUGGAAAUUGGAUACAAGACGGUUUAUCAACUAUCGCUCAUUCCGACCAAUCUUGAGAUUGUUACCUCUAUGGGACGCUUACGCCAGUCAACAUUGGGCUGUUUGGGCUUUAGCUAACCUGACAACAACUGAUGGGCCAAAAUAUUGUUCGUAUGUGACAAAUGAAGGAGGGUUACCACUAUUGACGGAUCUCGUGAAAGAUCAAAGAACCGGUGACAACACACGAAAGUUGGCUCGUAUGGUAUUAUCGAAUAUAGAGAAAAACAUGGGCUCAUGGGAGACUGUGGAAGAAGGAACAGAAGCAAUGGAGACUUUAGACUCUGUCUAA